Messenger RNA from Antechinus flavipes (yellow-footed antechinus), 1092 nucleotides. It is a transcript of the gene ARV1, whose product is annotated as ARV1 homolog, fatty acid homeostasis modulator. The coding region runs from base 85 to 888 and encodes 267 amino acids. Gene Ontology annotation, cellular component: Golgi apparatus; cortical endoplasmic reticulum. The record is from RefSeq and is a predicted model, not a curated record. NCBI's taxonomy places the organism in Eukaryota, Metazoa, Chordata, Mammalia, Dasyuromorphia, Dasyuridae. The transcript has 5 exons. Gene Ontology annotation, biological process: sphingolipid metabolic process; intracellular sterol transport; regulation of plasma membrane sterol distribution.
UUCUCCCGCCCCCUCAUCUCCAAACCAGGAAGUCAGGAGCUAACUUGAUCUUCGGUGAAGGAGGCGGUGUCGCGGGCGGUGGAGAUGGGGACCGGCGGGCGGAGCGGGCUACGGUUCGGGAAGGGAAGCACGGAAAAAACAUCAAUGAACUACGCCUCCUCUGCAUCAAGCAGCUACAGGUGCAUCGAGUGUAACCAGGAGGCGACGGAACUAUACAGGGACUAUAAUCAUGGGGUGCUGAAGAUAACCAUCUGCAAAUCUUGCCAGAAGCCUGUGGACAAGUACAUCGAGUAUGAUCCUGUUAUCAUCUUGAUCAAUGCCAUUUUAUGCAAAGCGCAAGCCUACAGGCAUAUUCUUUUCAAUACUGAGAUAAAUAUCCAUGGGAAGCUCUGCAUAUUUUGUUUGCUUUGUGAAGCAUAUCUGAGGUGGUUGCAGCUACAAGAUUCAAGCCAGCACACUGACCCUGAUGACUUAAUAAGAUAUGCCAAAGAAUGGGAUUUCUAUAGAAUGUUUACAAUAGCUUCUUUAGAACAAAUGACUUUCUUUAUUGGGAUUUUUUCUGGUUUAUGGCUAAUCCAAACCACAACACUAAAAAGAAAGUCCAACUUCAUUUUGCUUCUGAAAGCACUACUAUUGUCCAGCUAUGGGAAACUCCUGCUGAUUCCAGCCGUCAUUUGGGAACAUGACUACACUCCUCUAUGCCUCAAACUUAUAAAAGUAUUUGUCCUUACAUCAAAUUCUCAGGCAAUCAGAGUGACUCUAAACAUCAGUCGCAAGCUUUCAUUGUUGGCCAUCCUAAGUGGAUUAAUAUUUGAAAGCAGUGUGGUCUGCUUCUUCCAAAAGAUGGGAUGGGAUGUAGAAAGUAAUUGUUCCAUCUAUAAAACUUAAAAUUUUUCUUGAAAAUAAAGAAGAAAAACUUCUAUAAUGUUGACUUUCAGGAAACUAUCUUAAAUGGUGACAUGAAUUCUUUUUUUCUGAAAAAUUCAUCCAAAAAAGGGACAUGCACUAGCAAAGUAAUUAGGAAUACAGUGGCACUUCUUUUGAAAUACUGGUUGUAUUUCAAUUUUUAAUUAAAUGGUUUCUUUGUGCUCA